Molecule: messenger RNA, 11799 nt
Organism: Crotalus tigris (Tiger rattlesnake)
Lineage: Eukaryota; Metazoa; Chordata; Lepidosauria; Squamata; Viperidae
Gene: MAGI3
Product: membrane associated guanylate kinase, WW and PDZ domain containing 3
Exons: 21
Coding region: 4392-8807 (1471 amino acids)
Biological process (GO): signal transduction
Cellular component (GO): cytoplasm
Molecular function (GO): protein binding
Source: RefSeq, a predicted model, not a curated record
GAAAGACUUAUAUACUGGUUAAUCUGGAUAGGAUUUUAUUGCCAUGUUUAACAUAAAAAGAAAUUAGACGUUUUCUAAAUCUGUUUAAUUUUCAAUGGUAAAAAGGGCUCAAGGUUCAAAGCUGGUAUUGGCAAUUUUAUUGUCAUCCAAGAUAAGAAAAAUAUUGGGUUAUGAAUUUCAAGAGUCAGUCAGUAGAACUGAAACAAUUGUUUUGUUAUUGCAGAGAAGAUACCUCCUUUGGAAUCAGUAAAACUACCUGCUCUUCCAGUUUUUGGUCCCAGAAAAGAAUGUAAGUAUUUGAGCUAUUUUGACACACCCAUUUACAUAUGCAAACAACAGUAAUUGCACUCUCCUGUUAUAACAAAGUUAAUUUUUAUUUGUGCAGGGAUUUUUUUUAUAAUUUUGGAAAGACAAAUGUUAAGUAUGCAAUGAAAGGAUUUUUUAAAAAAUCAAACACAAAAUAUAUAAGGAAACUAUUAAAAGCAUUACCUAAGCAGACGUAUUAAGCUAAAAAAAAAAGGUUGUUAUUCUUUUUUAUUUUUAAAUGUGGAGAAAACCCAAAUAGGUGAAUGGCAGGAUGGACUACAUAGUUUAAAGCAAUAGGCAGUAUGCAUAUUUGUGUUGACAUGUUCCAAGCUGAAAUCUGAGUUAAAGGUCAAAAACAAAGUUCCCAGACCCCAGUUGAAGAAUGCUACCUUCUUUCAUGUACUUUCCAACUCACAAAAUCAACAAAAUUUGAAACAUUAUAAAGUUAAAUUAUUAGAUAAAAACAUUGAAUUUCCCUAACAUAUAGACUUUUGCAGAUAAAGCCUUUGAUCUUAUCAACUCAUAUAAGCCAAUAACAUUGAUCAAAAUACAAAACAGUAAAAUAAGAUAAAGCAUAUUAAGAAAAGGAUGGCUAAUAUUCUUUCCAAAUACAUUUAUGAAGCAGGAUUUAUUAAAGACAACUUGCAUAUUCAAUAUGGAAAAAUCUCACUGUAAUCUGGAUAAAAAUCAAGAAAAGCAAUGAUCAAUACAGACAGUUCAUGAAUCACAAACAAUUGCUUACCUACUGUUUGAAAUUACAGUGGACCUACCCACAUAACAUUUAUGGCCAUUUCCAGCAUCCUGUGGUCACAUGAAAAUAGGUACUAAACAAGGAUGCCUAUUCUCCCAAUCAUGAUUUGAUAUAGUUAUAAAUUUAAUAAAGGAAAAAAAGACAAAGUUUGGAUAGAAACUUUGAUGUAUCAUCAAUGUUGCCUCUGAGUGAUAGCUUUUCUCCAAGAAACCUACUUUUUGUCUUCCAUAGUGUACCCAUCUCUGCUAUUAUUGAAUGCAGCUAUUUUGUUGCUGGUCAUCCUUUUUUUUCCUCUUUUUUUUCACCUUAUAGAAGUCUAUCAGGGAUCCAAUAAUCUUUGAUAGAUAUCAAGGUAUCCAAUAAUGUAUAUUGUUUCUUACUCUUUUCUCAAGCCAGUUUGAACAUUUGCCAUCUGCCUUUUCAUUUAGGGUUCUAAUUUCUGAUGGAUGUUCUUAAGCAUUAUCUUGCUAGCAUGCAAAAUUAAAGAUAUGGUACAAUAGCUUGCAUGCUUUGUUUUGUUUCUUUUCUCUGGUAUUAGAAUAUACAUUGAUCUAUUUUAAUUUGCUGCUCACUGUGUCAUUCUACAAAUCUGCUGGCAUAGUAUGGUUAGAACUUUUACAAAUUCUUCUUCUGUUGCUUACCAUAAUCCUGUAGAAAUUCUCAUCAAUUUCUGUAAGCUUCCAACUUGGUAAUGAUAGCAAUACUGAUAUAACUUCACUCUUCUGGGUAGGGAAUAUGUUCUAAGGAAUAUGAACAUCCAAGAAUAUGUAUCUUGGAUGUUCGUAACUCUAUAAUAAAGAAUUUCAAAAUUUAUUGAUUUUUCAUUUCAAUUUUUAUAGCUACCUAUUUCUAAUACAUGGUUCUGGGUGGCUUACAACAACAAAUAAUAUGAAACAAAGUAAUAUAAAAUCAUAUAUGCAAAACUAUAUAAAACCAUAUAAUACAGUAUGCAGUCAACGUAUAAAAAAAUAAAUAUAACUACUGUCUACAACACACCCAGAUCCCCAAACCUAGUGGCAAAACCACCUCUUUAUAUCUUUAUGAAAAGUCAGUAGACAUGGGGCCAAUCUGAUCCCUGAUGGGAAAGGAAUUGUUCCAAAAGGCUCUCUUCCUGGGCCCUAUCAGAUAGUGUUUCCUAACAGAUAGGACCUGGAGCAUGCCUCUUCUGCAGGAUCUAAUGGAGGAUGGAAGUAUCAAACUACAGUUUAUAAUGCCAAACACUGAAAGAGUGGCAAUUUCACAAAACAAAUAUUGAAGCAGUGAUUCUGCAGCACAUUUAGACCAAACUCUCUACUUAUACAAUGAUUAAAAUUAAUUUUUUUUAAAGAAUCAGGAAUAUGGACAUGUAAUUUCACUAGUUAAUGGAUAUAAAGUGGAUUAUAAAUAUGUACAAAUUAAUGGGCAGAAAUAUAAAGAAAAGGGAAGCUACAAUUCAUAGCACAUUAUAGACUAGAGUAAAUAAUAAUAAGAAAAGCACAUAUCAUAGUAGUUAGUAUCUGCACUUCUUUUUAAAAAACAGAUAUAACUAAUAUUUAGGAACUAUAUAAGAUCAUUUUCUUGUUCUUAGCGGGAAAGAUUUAAUAAAGAAUAAUUGUGAGCAUUUUUUCCUUAAUGUCACUUCUAUAUAUGCAUACUUUGGAUAAAAUACAUAUUUUGAUUUGUAACGUAUAUGAAGUGUUUUUCUCUUUGAAUUGACUUAUAUUGCCUUUCUUUAGGAUUCAAAGUGAUAUACAUAGCAAUUCCUCUUCCACUUUUCCCAGAAACUAUCACCCUAUGAGGCAAAGAUAUUAUAAAGAUUUGAACCUGGAUCUCCUGAACCCUAGUUCAGCAUUCUAAUUCACACACAUCAACGAGCAGAUUCAAUGAACCCUGAAAUGCAGCUGUACAUUUUCAUAACUGCUUGAAAAGAGAGUGACAAAGAUACCCAACCAUAGAAUGCUUUCUGUGGCUCCAUUUGCUCUAGAUUGAUGGCUAUACAAUAUAUUGAGAAUCAGACCUCAAUGUACCUCUGAACACCAAUUGGUAUAAUGGUGCUACUGGGGCACUGCUCUAUAAUAAUAACAGAAAUGUAUUGAAUUUAUAUUCUGUUACAUUCCCAGUGACUCUGAGCACUUUCCUUUAUGGAAAAAUCAGCUACAAAAAAAGCAAUGCGGAAUGCAGGCACUAGCGUAUUCUUUACAUUCUUAACUAAAUUCCAAUAUGUUUAUAAGAAUACAAGGAGAUUAGGUUUUUUAUUUUUACAAAGCAGCUCAAAGGAUGGAAGUCGGCUGUCCUGCUGAGAUUUCCGCCUUCAACUAGAUACCUUUUACUACAUAUCCUAAACACCGGCCUGCUCCAGGGAAUUCAGAGAGUUGUAGUCCAACACAAAAAGAGUACUAGUUGGAAAAGGUUGUGCUAGCGCAGCGGCUCUGAGCCAGCUAUUGGCACUAAGCAGAACAGCGGCCCCCUCCUUCUUAUCUCUUUCCUUGCCCGAAGGAGGGAAAAGAAUGUAAAAGAAUCAGCCGCUGCGGUCCGCUCGCCUGAUGGAAAUGGGGCUCAAACAACGGUCCAGAGAGAAUGGACUGCCGAGGGGGAGGCUUGUUCUUCAGAAGAGCUUGCAGGCGAACUCGAAUGAUGAAUAACCUCCAUUUGCUCACCCGCUAUCUCCGGGCACUGCAGAGGAUGAGCUGCACGGCUUGGUGCCCGGCUUUGGGGCAGUAAAAGUGCACUCUCUCCUUCUCCCUGUAUCUCCAUUUUCUUUGUGGGUACAAUCUUCGCUGGCCAGAGGGAGCGCGCGCGCGGACACGUGGUGUUAAAGGCAGCCACAAGGAACGACCGGUACCUCCCUGCGGCCCGCUCUCUCGCUCUCCGGGCGAAGGGGAUUAAGCUUAUGGCGCCCGGAAGGAGGCGGACAAUGCAGCGUCAAGGGCAUAAGGAGGACCUGGCAGGAUGCAUGUUGAAUAAAACUGUGUUGGGUGGAGCACUUAUUUCACUGUUUUGUGCCUCGCUUGGUUUGAAGUUCUACGCAAGUCUCGACCUAACAAAGUCCCCGUCCUGAAAGUUCCUUUUUUUUUUUGCACGUCACUCCAUUUAGCCCCGCCCAUGCUGCCGGGCGGGGCUUAAACACAACGCCAGGGGAAAAAGAGGUGUUGCCAAUGAAGGCAAGGGGGCGUGUCCUUAUCGCCGCGUUGAGGGCGCCAGUUGGGAGGCAGUCGCGGCCGGUGGUGGUAGAAGAAGGUGGGAGGGUGCACGCGCGGACGUCUGGUUGGCCGCUUGGCCAACCGUCCGUAAGGCGAGGUCGGCGGCGGUGGAACAGGGUGGCGCGCGCGCGGAGGGGCGCCCAUGGUGUGGCCUCAUGUCUAAGACGCUGCGGAGGAAGCGCCACUGGCUCAGCAAGGUGCAGGAGUGCUCCGUGUCCUGGGCGAGCGGCUCCGGCCCAGACCCCGACCUCCUGCGGGGCGGCGCCGAACGGGGAGAAUUCCCUUACCUCGGGGGCCGCCUGCUGACAGUGGCCGACUCCGGUGGCGGAGCUGGUUCUGUUUUGCUUUCAGGGAAGCCCCCUGCCUCCGGGGAUGUACUGCUGGAGGUAAACGGGACCCCGGUGAGCGGCCUCACUCACCGCGACACCUUAGCCGUCAUCCGCCACUUCAGGGAGCCGGUGCGCCUCAAGACGGUGCGACCAGGCAAAGUCAUCAACAAAGAUUUACGUCACUACCUAAGCCUACAGUUUCAGAAAGGUUCAGUUGAUCACAAACUGCAACAGGUUAUCAGAGAUAAUCUUUACUUGAGAACUAUUCCAUGCACCACAAGAGCUCCCAGAGAUGGGGAAGUCCCUGGAGUGGAUUAUAAUUUUAUACCUGUUGAUCAAUUCAAGGCAUUGGAAGAAAGUGGAGCUUUGCUAGAAAGUGGAACAUAUGAUGGUAAUUUCUAUGGGACUCCUAAACCUCCAGCUGAGCCUAGUCCAUUCCAACCUGAUCCAGUGGACCAGGUGCUUUUUGAUAACGAUUUUGACCUGGAAUCUCAAAGAAAAAGAACAACAUCUGUCAGCAAAAUGCAGAAAAUGGACACUUCCCUUCCUGAAGAAGAAGAGGAAGAAGAAAAAAUAGCAAUUAAUGGUAAUGGAGGAACAGAAAUCAAAGAGCGACAUUUGGACUCUUCUGAUUGGAUGAAACCUGUUCCUAGUUACAGUCAGACAAAUAGUUCUGUGGAUUUCAAAAAUUAUUUAUCGAGGGAAGAAAACUUAGAGCCUCUGCCCAAGAACUGGGAGAUGGCCUACACAGAUACUGGAAUGAUCUAUUUCAUUGACCACAAUACAAAAACUACCACCUGGCUGGAUCCUCGUCUGUGUAAAAAGGCCAAAGCCCCUGAAGACUGUGAAGAUGGAGAGCUUCCUUAUGGCUGGGAGAAAAUAGAAGAUCCUCAGUAUGGAACCUACUAUGUUGAUCACAUCAACCAGAAAACUCAAUUUGAAAACCCAGUUUUGGAAGCAAAACGGAAAAAACAGCUAGGACAGACUGAUGGAGGCUUGUCAAAUCCAGAACAAGCAAAACCUUUCUUUACUCGAGAUCCAUCCCAGUUGAUAGGGACACUAAUACGAACAUCACUGAAGAAAAGUACUAUGGGAUUUGGAUUCACAAUAAUUGGUGGAGAUAGACCAGAUGAAUUUCUACAGGUGAAGAAUGUAUUAAAGGACGGACCUGCUGCACAUGAUGGCAAAAUUUCAUCAGGUGAUGUCAUUGUAGAUAUAAAUGGUACAUGUGUCCUUGGCCAUACCCAUGCUGAUGUUGUCCAGAUGUUUCAAUUAGUUCCCAUCAAUCACUAUGUGAAUAUGACGUUGUGUCGUGGAUAUCCUCUGCCUGAUGAAAGUGAAGAUCCUGUUGUAGAUAUUGUUACAGCCACUCCUGUCUUAAAUGGCCAGCCAGUUACAAAAGGAGAUACCUGUAUACUCAGCCAGGAUUUAAUCCCAGGAACAGUGAUUUUGGAUCACAAUAGUAAAACUGGACAUAUAUUAGUCAAUGGACGCCUGAAUGGUCCUUCAGCAAUAGACUUUGGAGAAGAAAGGGCUACAGGGUCUUCUUCAGGAUGUUCUCAAACAGAAAUGGUCACUAUUCCUCUAAUCAAGGGACCUAAAGGUUUUGGAUUUGCAAUAGCUGAUAGCCCUGCAGGACAAAAGGUGAAGAUGAUUUUAGACAGCCAGUGGUGUCAUGGACUUCAGAAAGGGGAUGUAAUUAAAGAGAUUUAUCAUCAGAAUGUACAGAAUUUAACACACAUCCAGGUAGUAGAAGUACUGAAGCAGUUCCCAGUUGGAGCAGAGGUGCCACUGCUUAUCCUAAGAGGAGGACUUUCCUCACCUACAAAAACUCCCAGUAUUGAUAAUAAAAUAAAUAAAGAGGAAAAUUCAGGAAGCUUAGAGGCCAUUGGUGAGCCUGUUCCACAUCCAAUGCCUUUUCUACCUACUUCUGUGAAGUCAUCUUCUCCAAAGCUUGACCCUUCCGAGGUUUAUCUGAAAUCUAAAAUAUUAUUUGAAGAUAAGCCUCCAAACACAAAAGAUUUAGAUGUUUUCCUUCGAAAGCAAGAAUCUGGGUUUGGUUUCCGAGUUCUUGGAGGAGAUGGUCCAGAUCAGUCAAUCUACAUUGGCGCAAUCAUCCCACUGGGAGCAGCAGAGAAAGAUGGUAGACUCCGUGCUGCUGAUGAGCUUGUAUGCAUUGAUGGAAUCCCAGUGAAAGGGAAAUCACAUAAGCAAGUUCUGGAUUUAAUGACAAGUGCUGCACGAAAUGGACAGGUGUUGCUGACCGUUCGCAGGAAAAUCUACUUUGGUGCUGAUAAACAACCAGAAGAAGAAAUAACAUCUGAAGUUCCUUUCAUCUCCCAGAGUGGCUCUCCUAGACUUAACCGAGAAGAGAUAAUCAACAAACGGUUCCCAGAAGCUUAUGAUGUAGUACUGCAACGAAAGGAGAAUGAAGGAUUUGGUUUUGUGAUCCUUACCUCAAAGAAUAAACCACCACGUGGUGUGAUUCCUCAUAAGAUUGGACGUGUUAUUGAUGGCAGUCCAGCUGAUCAUUGUGGAAGACUGAAAGUAGGAGACAGAAUUUCUGCAGUGAAUGGACAAUCAAUCAUCGACUUGUCACAUGAAAAUAUUGUGCAGCUGAUCAAAGAUGCAGGGAAUACUGUCACACUCACUGUUAUUGCUGAAGAAGAGCAUCGUGGUCCCCCAUCAGGAGCAAACUCCGCCAGACAAAGUCCAAUUGUACAGCAUCGAGUUCUUGGACCAGUUCCAGCUUCUUCUGUGUCUACUGACAGGGGUGCUACAGAAGCUGAUAGCGGAAAAGAACAAUGCAACAAUUACAAGCACUUCUCAUUAACUGAAGUUGUUGCAUCUCUUGGAGGGAGCACACAUUCUCAGAAUCCUGGAUGUUAUCCAGUAGAACUGGAGAGAGGUCCUCGAGGCUUUGGAUUUAGCCUUCGUGGAGGAAAAGAAUAUAAUAUGGGGCUAUUUAUUCUUCGACUUGCUGAGGAAGGAUCUGCCAUUAAAGAUGGGAGAAUUCAUGUUGGUGACCAGAUUGUUGAAAUCAAUGGUGAACCAACACAAGGAAUUACCCAUACUCGAGCCAUUGAAUUGAUUCAGUCUGGAGGAAAUAAAGUUCUUCUCCUUUUGCGACCAGGGACUGGAUUAAUACCAGACCAUGGUGGUCUGGAUAAUUUUAAUCCAGUAUCCUCAAGUGUAACACAUCGUGAACAGACUUCACUUCCCUCAUCAUCACAUUCUGCUUUCACAUCUGAAGCAUCUCAUUUGCCAGAAUCAGAAGCUCUAAUGAAAUGCCAGAUGUCUGAGAAACUAGAAAAACUGAAGAAUACUGUGCCUGAAAAGAAAAGCACUUUAAUGGAAAACCAUUUGGAGAUAAAGAAAACAGUUUGUCCACAAAGGCAAGUGAACAAAUGGGACCACAGUUUCAUUCCGGAUAAUAAAAUGAUGCACAGUACUGCACAAUUAGCAUCGGGCAAUGCAGCCAGUAAAAGCCGAUCAGCUAGUCCCCAGAAGUUGAGCAAUAGUCCUUCCAGAGCUCCUAAUCAACUUCCAUUCAAUACAUCUAAGAAAAGUGAAACUAAACAUCUAGCUGAGAAUUGCUUAGACCACUUACAGAGUCCAAAAAGAAAUGAAAGUGGUAAUUUGGGAAUCUUUGAGAAUGCUGAUAUAGAGAAAAUCUUGGCCAAGGAGAAAAGAGAUCAAUCUGUUAGUCCCCAAAAAUAUCCAAAGAGAGAAAGAAGCAGAGAAAAACUUAACCUAGACUUUCAAAGCAAAACAGCUGCUAAUGAUAUAAGUUCUAGUAGGCUGUUAAAAACUGAAAAGGUAAAAUUAGGAGUCACAAACGAACUAACAAAGCCAAAUUUAUCUACAAAGAACUCAAAAUGUCCUUCAGAGAUACAGUAUGCCAAGGUAGAAGAGCAGUUUCUCUCACUUUCUAAGACUAAUCAGCCUGGAAAGAAAAUCUUGGAAGAUGAGAAUAUGAAAAGUUCUAAGCAAUUUCAGAAGUCAGGUCUUCCUGAUGAUUCACUGAUUUCUGUGGAUAAAAACUCUAGACUUGAAGCUGAUGAGCCUCUUUUCUUGAACAAAUUUACAGAUAACUUGGAGCUAUCUGAUAAAACCAAAGACGAUGGAAUGUCCAAAUCCGACAGUUCUCCGGUAAAGAAAACAAUAGUUCCUGGACCUUGGAAAGUACCAAGUACAAGUCGAGUCACAAAAGCAAUGGGUUUGACUAACAAACGGGUUUGAAUGACCAACUUUUUUAAGAACAUAUUUUAAUCAGGUUUUUAAAUGUAGUCAUAAACUUUUCCCCAGAAAACUCAUAUUUUUUUUAGACACUGUGAUUGACAGAAUGGAAAGUACAUUUGAUUUGAUCUUUUAUUAGGCUGCAUGAAGGACCUUUUUGGAUUGCUUAUGAGAAACUCUUCAAAAGCUGUUGUCUUUUGUCUCCUUUGAAGAUGGUGUCCUGCUGCUCCUGAUGUUGCACUGCUAAGAUUUUCUGAUAGUAUUGUAUGUUAAUGAACAUUAUUUAAUGCCUAUUAGUGGAUCAUAACUCACUACUUGUUCUCGUGCCAAGUUAUCUACUGUAGCCCAUUGAAUCUUUUCCUUCAUUUUCCACUGCCACAGAAAAGGGUUUUCUUUAAAAUGGGUGUUUACUCAGGCAUGCUGCAUGUUUACAUAGGAAAUACUUCUAAGUUCUCACAGCUAAAGGAAAGGCAGGGUGGGUGUGAUUUUCUUGACUCUGGAGAGUCAGAAAGUUAACAUACACUCAGUUGCCUUUUUCACAAAUCUUUUCUUUCCUUCCCAAACUUCUCAAUUUGCAAAAUAACUGUAAAAAAGAUAGUAGCCCUUUAUCAAUAAAUAUGUGACAGCUUACUAUUUUAUUCUAUGGUGAUUUUAAUAUUUUAUCUGUGAUACAAAUUAAAUCUUAGAAUUGGGCAGUUUGGAAAGCACAUUUGAUGAAAUGAAAUUAUGAGAGCAAACAUUUCAGGCACCUAAUCAAAUUAUUUCCUGAUACUUGUUAUAACACGUUAACAUUAGAAAUUAAACGUGCAAUGCAUAUGUUUCUUAGAUUUCUGUCUGCUAUUCAAAUGAAUUUCCACCUACUGUUGGUUGUUUUUUGGGUCAAUGCUGGCUAAAUACUUGAACAUUUGUUGCCUUGCUCAAACAUUUUAAAAUCUUAAAUCCCAACAAGCAAAAUAAAUCAGAACUUAUCCACCAAAAUAAAAUUCUUAAGUAUUGUCCUUGUGCCUAUUAACAGAAGCCUGUUACACUGGCUUCCAAGUUUGUAUAUAAAAGUACUUCCAAAUUUAAAAUGUCUCUAUGAAAUUUCUCAUUUGCUUGUGCAUGAUUAUCAUAACGGGAGGAAUGUUAUGGGUAUAGUACAUUAGUUCUUCAGGUGUAUAGGUCAUUGGAGUGGCAACCUCUAGAACAAUGAACUCUUCUAAUUUUUUAGGGAUUUUUGAGAGGGAUUAAAACUUCUGUGAAACUACAUCCCCCCCCCCAUAAUUUCAAACUGUUUCCAAAGAGGAUACAGCCUGCCACUUUGGAAGUGCUAGUGUUGCUUGCAGAUGAUUUUCUUCUUGUGCCAAUUCUAUUAGCCCAAUUUAUCAGAAACAUUCAGACCAAUAAAAGAUGAUACAUCAGCAUGCCAGUCAACUAUUAAAAAGCUAUGGACUUUCCAGAAAGAACUGUUAGUGACUAUGAGAAUGACUAAUGAAAAGGUUUAGGCCUAAAGCAAACAGAUUCAGUAGAUUAAAGUCAUUGAAGCUAUUUUGACCCACAGGAAAGCAAAAGAGCUUGAAAGCUACCUAUUAUUCAUCAUAUGACGACCACAUAUGACAUUCACAUAAACCAUGAUAGAACGUGAGUUUACCAAUGUGCAAAAUCCAUAUGUAAUAGCUCUGGACAAAAUUUCUAAGACUCAUUUUACUUAGGUACAUAUGAUGGAGCUUUAAACUUCUUCAAUAACAUUCUCCCCAUUACUGUUUAUUGAUUCCCAUUUCUUGAAAAUAGUUUGUAUAAUAGCUCAAACUGCAGUUCAGAUGCAGUUGAAUUAAAAACUCUAUUCCUUAGACUUGGACAUCUGAGUAUUUCUAUUGGAACGAAGUACUAAGACAAAUCAGUUGUAGAAGACAUCAACUUUUUUGAAAAAAAAAGUCAUCUGAUACAGCUUUUUAAUGUGUAUUAAUUGUGUGCUCUUAUCAUUUGCAAACUCAAAAGUUACUGUAGGAAGUAUAUGCAAAUAUAGAAUAUUACUGUGAAAAUAUUAAAUAUCUGAGUUAAACUACGGUAUGUACAUUAACUUGACAAAUAUCAUGAAGCAACCUUCAAAAAGGUUCUAUAUAUUUUGUCACAAAAUAAUAUUAAAUGAAAACUGCGGAAAUAUCAAAAUAAUAAAAUUGAAAUAACUUUAUUUUCCCACUAUUCAGAUACUGUUUAUCCAUUUAAUGAUGUGACCUAUUUUGUUGUCUUCUGUUUGAUGUGAGCCCUUUUUUCCAGAAACUUUAUAUCUGUAUUUAACUUGAUAAUAAUGAUUUAGCAAUGUGGCCUUGGAAUGUUCAGAAAAUAUGGUUGUAUUGGAUAUAAAUGUUUAUUUUGUACAGCACCUUUAUAUAUUCACUUCUCAGAUUCUGAUUAGAAAGAUCUGUAAAUCACUCAUUAUUUUUUAUAUAGAUACAUUAAAAAGAACAUCUGAUUAAUAACUUUGAUUCUUUGUUACCCCUCUUAAUGAAAAUUUUUCUCCUGUUGCUCUGUAAAUUAGAAUACCAUUAGACAAUGUAUAGUUUCCAUUGCACAAAUGGACUCUUUUCCAUGCUUUUAAUUGAGUAUUCUGCUGGUAUCUUUAGUUCUGGAAUAAUUUCCAAAUGAACAUGGCUCUCCAGCUAUUUAUCAUUUUGCAGAAAAGCCCCUCUGAACCUGGAGAUACUCUUAUAAUUUAAGGUUACAGACAGCAGUUAAUUUAGAAGAGUUUCUGAGACUCCCCUCUGCAACUGCCUUGGGAAGACUUGGGAAUGGCAUUUGGGAGGAUGUAGCAGGGAUAGGGUAAAUGGAGGAAUAAUUUGGAGACAGAUAUAAAGAGUGUACUGGGAGAUGAGGGAAACUGCUCUGUUAAUAGGAAAAUAUGGAUUGUAUGAUUUUUUGGGAGAAAAAAAUUAAAACACUUUGAUUUUAGAUCACAUUAACUGGAAGCACAUUGAGAGCUUGAUAAGAUUGACACAAAUAAAAGAAUGAAUUUGUA